Messenger RNA from Moneuplotes crassus, 3522 nucleotides. The record is from the annotation of a GenBank genome assembly. Lineage: Eukaryota; Ciliophora; Spirotrichea; Euplotida; Euplotidae.
CUUAAUUCGAAUUUCAUCUGAAUGGUGCAAUCAGGGCUUGGCAUAAGCUUAUCCAUGACUUUGAAUUUGGCAGAUAUUUUUAAGAGAUUUAAAUAAUCAGCUGAUUAGAGAUGAAGUCAAGAAAAUAGCUUGAGGUGAUAGAAAUUAUGAAGAUAUGCAUGGGACUAAGAGAAGAUAUCCAAAGGCAACCUGAAAGUUCAGGUUUGUGCAAGUUUUGGUUGCUUUCCUUUGGGUAGUGGUGAGGCUUGUUGGGGGUAGAGAAGUGGCAAGAUAUGAAGUUAAUGGGCUUGAGAUUGUUAGCAGAGAGGAGGGGCAGCCGAAGUUGAUUUUGCCAGGAAAUUUUUAUAAAGGAAUCCAAGCUCAGAGGUACCUUCAGUUUGAUGAUUAUUUUGAUUUGCAGAGUGAUGAUAACCUCUAUGUUGAAAUCUUAUCGUAUCCUUGCAAUCAAGAAGUUAUCCAAACGGAAGCUCACCAACAAAGCCAACUUUUUAACAAUAGCAAAGGAGCAGACCCCUUCUUACCUAAUUAUUCAAAUAAGUUCCUGGAGAAUAAGAAAAGCUGGAACUCGGAGGAUCAGAGUAAUAACUUAUUUAUGAGCAAAACUGUAAUAGACUGCCAAAAUGAUAAGCAAGUGUGUAGCUUAGGAAGACCUAGCUAUUCCUCAUCCCAAUCUCAAGCUUUAAGUGGCUAUGCAAACCUGACUCUUCCUCCUGGUAUUGUGCUUGCACUUUGCAAUACCACUUGUUUGGAGGAUGAAAUUUGAACUUCAAGUCAUAAUCAAAGUAUUGUCAGAAGCUUAAUUAUCUAUUCGAACAGUCUCCCUCAUCGAGCUCUUGGAACUUGAGGUAACUCUCUAGAGGAAGAUGGAGAAGAAUGAGAUAUAGGGCCUUAUAGUUAUGGUGGUUGCUCUACUACCUGUGCUGUCAAUCCUGGGUAUAGUUGAGAAAAGUAUUAUGACGAAGGAUCCAAGUGAAAAUCUAUUAAAGGAGAUGGACUCAGAGUUGUAGAUGAACAAUGAGAUGAUGGUAAUACGAGUAAUGGAGAUGGUUGAAAUGAGGAUAUGAGAGUUGAGAUAGGGUACUCUUGUGUCAAUGGAAGUGAUACUACUCAGGAUGUGUGUAGUACGCAAUGUGGAAAUGGAGGAUCAACUUGAUAUGAUGGAAACACUGACGAUGGAGAUGGCUGAUCAAGUUCAUGCCAAGUAGAGGCAGGGUACCUUUGACUCACAAUAUUUAGUUCUUGGGGGUUUGGUUGACGCUCUGUUUGUAAUGAUGGAAUUGUUGUAGGAAAUGAAGUUUGAGAUGGAGGCUCAGAUACUUAUUUUGAACCAUGACCAAUCUGUACUUAUGUAACUCCUGGAUAUGAGUGCUCAGGAGGAUCUCCCACUUCUAAAUCUGUUUGUAAUACUAUCUGUGGAGAUGGAGGUCGAACUUAUUGGGAGCAAUGAGAUGACGGUAACUUAAUUCCAGGUGAUGGCUGAGAUGAACACUGUAAUGUUGAAUUUGGUUAUAAAUGCGAUGGAGGAACCCACCCGCUAGUGAACUCUCCUGGUUCACCUGAUUCUUGAUAUAUUCCCUGUGGAGAUGGCAUUUUGUACGGAACAGAGGAAUGAGAUGAUGGCAAUGAGAGCUCUGGGGACGGAUGAUCCUCUUCAUGAAUAGUUGAGCCAGGAUAUCAAUGAACUAGAGAAAACUCUACAACUCCUGAUGUAUGACUUCUUAUUUGUGGAGAUGGGAAGAAAAUGAGCGGAGAAGCAUGAGAUGAUGGAAACACUCAGGACGGAGACGGCUGAAAUUCCCAAUGCACAGCUAUUGAAUAUAACUAUCAAUGAUCGGGAGGUACACCCUCAUCGUCUGACAAAUGAGAGGUAAUAUGAGGAGAUGGAAUCUUUCCUACAAAUUUAAAUCCUACUCUUUACUGUGACGAUGGAAAUACCGACAAUGGUGAUGGAUGUAAUGAUAAAUGAGAGGUUGAGAAAAAUUGGAUAUGUACUGGAGGUGAUCUAACAUCUCCUUCGGUCUGAAAUUUAUGAGAGCUAGAUUUCUGAGAAACUUGACAAGACCAAGACCAUACUAAAUGAGCUAAAUGCCAGCAAAAAUAUAGACUCGAUGCAAACUUAUUAUGUGAAAAAACUCCUGAAAUUUUUAUGUCUCCUCAAGCACAACAAGUCGCUUCUUCUGCACAAUAUGCUUCAUUAGGAGCUGGUACAACUUCAGUACUAUCUUCAAUUCUGAAGUUUAACUCUCCUGUUGCAAUAUGGGCAAUGAUUAAUCAGGUUCAGCUAACAAGUUUGGUAACUUUGACAAGAAUUCAUAUUCCCGAUGAUCCCAAAGGAAUGCUUCUAGGAGAAGGGUCAGGAUUGCCAUUUUCUCCAUUAUCUCUGGAUAUCAAAAGUCUUCCCUUGUCAAAUGAUCUCUAUGAUCUCCUGAACAUUAAUCAAAGUGUUGUUGAACUAGAAGCAAUCGGGAUGGAAUCAGAAAGCUCUUUAAUAAACAAUCUUGGCCUUAUCUUUACUCUAUUGCUGUUCUUCAUUCUUCAUAUGAUGCUUCUCUGUUUUCCGAAAUGAAAGCCUAGGAGUAGAGAACAAAAGUGAAGAAGGUUCUUUUACAAGUGCAUCACUGGGAUACUCUCUAUAUUUGCAUUUACCAUAUAUAUCAGAACUUUCUUAGAAGCCUUUCAAUACUGACUUCUAGCUGCCUUUUCUUCUGUUAUGAGUGUAGGCUUCAAAAUUUUUACUCAGGAAGCAGGGUUGAAGGAGAUCAUGUCAGUAGGCUUCGCAGUCUUGUUGUUUUUCCUAUGCUGAGUCUUUUUCCAAAUGUCCUGGUAUAUUGCUUAUAAGGCUAAUAGUAAGAGGGAAAAAGAGUCAAAGAAAUGGAGAGAGUUCUUAGUUGGAGUCAAAGAGACUAAGUUAGCUAGGAUGUAUUCUUUCUUUGCACUGCUUAGAAGAUUAUUGUUCUGAGCCCUUGUGACGUUUUGUGUAUCUCUUGGGUUCCAGGUACUUAUUAUAGGGUUCAUUGUGAUUCAGCUUCCAUAUCUUUGCUUUAUUGUUGUUAUUAGACCAUUCAAAGAUGCUCAAAAUAAUUUAAUGGAAGUUAUUAAUGAAGCUUUUCUCAGUAUAAUAAUCUCUUACUUUUGAUUUAUUAACACUCCUGAAAAAUGGACAGACUCACUCACUAAAAUCUUCCUCUACCUCUUCUUAGGUCACAUAUUAGUGAUUUCUCUGAUUCCUUUAAGUAAGUUUACCCUCACCUGUAGUAAACUGCCUAAUCACCUGCUGAAAAAUGCUCAAAAAGACCCUCUGCAAAUCCUCUAACACAGUACACUCUCUCUCAACUUCUAGAACCCUUCAAAACUGCAAUACCCUAAGCACUCGAAUAUGACUCCCAUCAAUAUGUCCAGACAGCUUGCAAGCAAUAACACAAUAGUGUCAACCCCAGUGUCGGUGACUCUUUCCAAAACUCCUGUGCUCAAACGUAUUGGGCAGAAUAAGCCUCCUCAGAAGUAGAGAGGUUCUAAUUGAUC